Molecule: messenger RNA, 1904 nt
Organism: Sinocyclocheilus grahami
Lineage: Eukaryota; Metazoa; Chordata; Actinopteri; Cypriniformes; Cyprinidae
Product: intraflagellar transport protein 88 homolog
Exons: 17
Coding region: 1-1542 (513 amino acids)
Biological process (GO): kidney development; non-motile cilium assembly; intraciliary transport
Cellular component (GO): centriole; non-motile cilium; ciliary basal body
Molecular function (GO): kinesin binding
Source: RefSeq, a predicted model, not a curated record
AUGCAAACCAGGCCUAUGACUGGAGCUGUUCAGGAUGGUGCGGCUCGUCCCAUGACUGCAGUGCGAGCAGCAGGAUAUUCAUCAUCUAUAGCUAGAGGCUCAGUGUUUGAUCCACUGGGACAAUCAAAAGGACCGGCCCCUCCAUUAGAAACAAGGAAUGAAGACACUCCAGAGGAGAAGAUAAAGAUACUCGAAAAGAAGGUGAAUGAUUUGAUAGAGGAGAGCUGUCUCGCUCAUGCUCGUGGGGAUCUUCAGCUGUCUUUAGAGAAAGCCAAGGAGGCUGGCAGGAAGGAAAGGGCUUUGGUGAGACAGAGAGAACAAACAGGCACUGCAGACCACAUCAAUCUGGAUCUGACCUACUCCGUGUUGUUUAAUUUAGCAAACCAAUAUGCCAAUAAUGACAUGUACACUGAGGCCUUGAACACUUACCAAGUCAUUGUGAAGAACAAAAUGUUCAGUAAUGCCGGACGAUUGAAAGUGAACAUGGCAAAUAUCUAUUUUAAGCAAAAGAACUACACAAAGGCAAUCAAAUUUUACCGCAUGGCUUUGGAUCAGAUCUCAAAUGCCCACAAUGCAAUGAGGAUCAAGAUCAUGCAGAACAUUGGAGUUGUGUUCAUACAUAUGGGCCAGUACUCCGAUGCCAUCACAUCCUUUGAGUACAUCAUGAGUGAGAGCCCCAACAUUAAGACAGGCUUCAACCUCAUCCUAUGUUACUAUGCCAUUGGAGACCGUGAGAGGAUGAAAAAAGCUUUUCAGAAACUCAUUUGUGUACCUCUCGGUAUUGAUGAUGAUGACAAGUAUAUUCCUCCAAAUGAUGACCCUCAUGCAAACAUGGUGAUUGAGGCUAUAAAGAACGAUAAGCUUCACCAAAUGGAAAGGGAGAGGAAAGCACUAGCAGAAAAAUACAUUAUGACCUCAGCCAAAUUUAUAGCUCCAGCCAUUGAGUCGUCAUUUGCAGCUGGGUUUGACUGGUGUGUGGACAUGGUGAAGGGUUCACAAUACGUGGAGCUUGCAAAUGACUUGGAGAUCAAUAAAGCUAUUACAUAUUUAAGACAGAGGGACUUCAGACAGGCUGAGGCAGUCGAGACGCUAAAGAUGUUUGAGAAGAAGGACAGUCGGGUAAAAAGUGCUGCUGCCACUAAUCUUUCUUUUCUUUACUUUUUGGAAAAGGAUUAUGACCAGGCUGACCGCUAUGCUGAACUUGCCAUGAGUGCCGACCGCUACAACCCUGCUGCCCUCGUUAACAAAGUCUCACUCCAGAAAUGUUUGCAAAUUCAACACGGGCUUUUUGGGUGUGUUUUCUCAGACAGUGGACAGAGCAACCAUGGCACCAGUGCUAAGGGUGAGAGGCUUAGCGUUAAACUGAAAACUCUUCCAGGGUCCAAUGAGCCCUAUGAGGCCAGCACUCAGCAGGAAAUAGAUGCUUCAUAUGUCGAUCCUUUGGGGCCUCAAAUGCAGAGACCAAAAACUGCAGCAAGGAAACGCACUGAGGAAGAUGAGUUUGCCGAUGAAGAGCUGGGAGAUGACUUACUGCCUGAGUGAUGUGUGCAACAGUUAUCAAUUCAGUAGAAAAUCUGAUAUAUGUCAAGGCACUAGAUUUUUCUGUGUUUUAUAGCACUGUAUUUUUAGUAGUACUAAAAAUACCAGUUCUUCAUGCCCAGGGAUUUUAUAUCUCAUUUCAGUCUGCUUUACUAUAUUUUGUAAUAGUAGUGCAUUGUGUGUGUAUAUGUAUAAUUACAUUUAGAAAAAAAUACAGCUUAUUCAAAAUUAUUUAAUUCAUUUUGUGCAUUGAAAUGUAAAGAUAUCAACUUUUGUAUGCCCUGCAAACAGUGAAGCUAAAGACAUUGUAAGUGUGAAAUAUUAAAGCACGGUAUAAGACUUUUCUUUGGAAUCUUAUGAUUCAA